AUGAUUGAUUCAAUUUCUUUAGUUGGUUUUCUCGUGUUAGGAAUUAUAGGAUGGAUUACUUAUAAAAUAUAUAUUUGGCCAAAUUAUAUUUCUCCUUUGAGAAAAAUUCCUGGUCCACCAUCCGAAAAUCCAUUUUUCGGAAACAUUAAAACAUUUAUGAAGGAAGAGUCUGGUGAACCACAACUUAGAUGGAUAAAAAAAUAUGGAAAUAUUAUAAAAGUCCAUGGAAUAUUUAAUGAACCAAUUGUUUUUGUCGCCGAUCCAAAAAUUAUUCAAGAUAUCUCAGUAACUCGUGCUUAUGAUUUUAUUAAACCUCCUGGUUUAUUGGCUGAUUCUAUUGCAGUUGCCGGUAGAGGUCUUAUAUACGCAGAAGGUGAUGACCAUAAAAGACAGAGAAAAAUGAUAAAUCCAGCUUUCACUCAUAGUAAAAUCAAAGAAAUGGUUCCGAGAUCUAUUCCUAUAGUUAUGACAUUAAAAGGUUUAAUUGAAGAUAAAAUAAACCGAGGGGAAUCUAAUAUUAAUCUUACACCCUAUAUAUCAGAAGCUACUUUAGAUAUUAUUGGCUUAGUAGGAUUCAAUUGCGAAUUUAAUUCGUUAAAAUCUCCAAACGAAUUGGCUGAAGCUUAUGAUUCUCUUAUGUGUUCUCCAGUUAACGCAAUCAAUAUUAUAUCAAACUAUGCACCAUUCGUUAGAAAACUUCCCUUGGAAGUAAAUAAAAAAUUCAGAAAAGAAUGUUCAAUUAUUGAUCGUGAAUCAAAGAAACUGGUUGAAGAAAGAUGUAAGGAAGCUGAAAAUGGAGAAUUAAAGAAAAACGAUUUGUUGUCCAUAAUAAUUAAUACCAAUAGAACAUUGCCUAUUGAAGAAAAAAUAUCCAAAGAAGAAUUAAAAUAUCAGAUUAAAACAUUUUUAGUAGCAGGACAUGAAUCUACAAGUGUCUCAAUUUGCUGGGCUUUAUAUUACCUUUCACAAAAUCUGCAUGAGCAAGACUUAUUGCGUGAAGAAUUAGUUAAAGCUUUUCCUGAUAAAUCAAAAUUUAAUCCUACAUUUGAUGAACUUAAUUCUUUGGAGUAUUUAAAUUGCGUAAUUAAAGAAACUUUAAGAUUGGCUUCUCCAGCAACAUCUGCUAGGCGAACUAAUACUAAAGAUGAAGUUUUUGGUGAUUAUUACAUUCCAAAGGAUACUAUAAUAAUGAUGGCGAUUUCGGUACUUCAUAGGUUACCUGAAAUCUGGGGCUCAACAGCCGACAAUUUCGUUCCAAAAAGAUGGUUGGAUCCUUCUUUGGCUAAAAAUACAUCAAAUUUAAUUUAUUUACCUUUCCUUAAUGGUCCAAGAAGUUGUAUAGGCAAUAAAUUAGCUUUAACUAAGAUCAAAAUAUUGUUAUGUAUGUUAAUUAGAAAUUUUGUUUUUAAACCGAUUGAAGGAUUUCACAUUAGAAAAAGAAUUAUCCCUGUAACUAAACCUGAUCCAUACCUCGGAUUAGAUGUUUCUGUUGUUGAAUCUUAA
Rhizophagus irregularis DAOM 181602=DAOM 197198 is the source of this 1503-nucleotide messenger RNA. RefSeq lists its product as uncharacterized. The record is from RefSeq and is a predicted model, not a curated record. Gene Ontology annotation, molecular function: iron ion binding; monooxygenase activity; oxidoreductase activity, acting on paired donors, with incorporation or reduction of molecular oxygen. Lineage: Eukaryota; Fungi; Glomeromycota; Glomeromycetes; Glomerales; Glomeraceae.